AUGACAACGAGUACGAUAAAUCAUAAGUCACUGUUGGUAUUAUUGUUUAUAUUAGCCUCCUGGAUCACUUAUACAGUUUUCCAAAACUCCACAAAGUUAUGGACUGCACUCAAGUUGCCCAUCUCCCUCCAUCACUGGAAUGACAUCAUGAAGUCCUCACAUCCUGAAGCACCACUGAAUCCAGUAGUUUCACCAACUGAGACUGAGCUAAGAAUAAAGAAAAUCAUGGAAGAACUAAACCAGUUGGUCCCACCCAGACCCUUCACCCACAAGAACACUACCACCAGUGCCACACACAGCAGAGCCACCAUCCUCAACCCUCAAGAUACAUACUGCAAAGGGGAUCAGCUAGACAUCCUGCUGGAGGUGAGGGACCACUUAGGACGGAGGAAAAAAUAUGGUGGGGAUUUCCUGCGGGCCAGGAUGUCCUCCCCAACUCUUAAGGCAGGCGCUUCAGGAAAGGUGACAGACUUCAACAAUGGUACCUACCUUGUCAGCUUCACUCUGUUCUGGGAGGGCCAGGUCUCUCUCUCUCUUCUGCUCAUUCAUCCCAGUGAAGGAGUGUCGGCUCUCUGGAGGGCAAGAAACCAAGGCUAUGACAGGGUGAUCUUCACAGGCCAGUUUGCCAGUGGCACCUCCCAUGUCAAUACUGAUUGUGCUCUAGUUUUAAACUCAAGUGCUGAACUGUGCCGGUACCUGGAUGCUCAAGACCAAGAAGCCUUCUACUGCAUGAAGCCUCCACACGUGCCCUGUGCUGCACUCACUCACAUGCGUUCCAAAAACAAACAAGUUUCUUAUCUUAGCAAACAAGAAAGGAGCCUCUUUGAAAGGUCAAAUGUGGGUGUAGAGAUUAUGGACAACUUUGAUGCCAUUAGUGUCUCCAAAUGCAACAAAAAAACAGUUCCAAUGAAGAAGAAAUGCAAGUUUGGAAUGGCAUCCGCAAUCCCCAGUGGACAUGUCUGGAAAGACACAUGGAAUCCUGUCUCCUGUAGUUUGGCUCCAAUCGAAAUGAAAGAAUGCCUAAGGGGAAAAUUCAUAUAUCUAAUGGGAGAUUCCACGAUUCGCCAGUGGAUGGAAUACUUCAAAAGCAGUAUCAACACACUGAAGUCAGUGGAUCUGCAUGAAUUUGGAAAAUUUCAACACCAACUUGCUGUGGACUUGGAUAGGAAUAUCAACAUCCAGUGGCAAAAACAUGCUUACCCCUUGAUUGGAUCAUUGACUUAUUCAGUCAAAGAGAUUGAGUACCUCGCCCGGGUCAUUGACAGAACUGGAGGAGAAAAAAAUACUAUCAUUGUUAUUUCUCUGGGCCAGCAUUUCAGACCCUUUCCCAUUGAUAUUUUUAUCCGAAGGGCCCUCAAUGUCCACAAAGCUGUUCAGCGUCUUCUUCUGAGAAGCCCAGAUACUAUGGUAAUCAUCAAGGCAGAAAAUAUCAGAGAGAUGAACACUGACGUGGAGAGAUUUGGUGACUUUCAUGGUUACAUCCAAUAUCUUGCCAUAAAGGACAUUUUCAGGGAUCUCAAUGUGGGCGUCAUUGAUGCCUGGGACAUAACAAUUGCAUAUGGCACAAAUAAUGUCCACCCACCUCAAUCUGUAGUCAGAAAUCAGAUUAAUAUAUUGUUAAACUAUAUUUGCUAG
Molecule: messenger RNA, 1635 nt
Organism: Diceros bicornis minor
Lineage: Eukaryota; Metazoa; Chordata; Mammalia; Perissodactyla; Rhinocerotidae
Product: NXPE family member 4-like
Exons: 5
Coding region: 1-1635 (544 amino acids)
Source: RefSeq, a predicted model, not a curated record